Messenger RNA from Asparagus officinalis (garden asparagus), 1444 nucleotides. Its product is annotated as indole-3-glycerol phosphate synthase, chloroplastic. The record is from RefSeq and is a predicted model, not a curated record. Gene Ontology annotation, biological process: L-tryptophan biosynthetic process. The coding region runs from base 70 to 1275 and encodes 401 amino acids. Lineage: Eukaryota; Viridiplantae; Streptophyta; Magnoliopsida; Asparagales; Asparagaceae. Gene Ontology annotation, molecular function: indole-3-glycerol-phosphate synthase activity; phosphoribosylanthranilate isomerase activity. The transcript has 10 exons.
AUCUCAAGCCCCUUUCAAGCAAAAGACGAGGAGGGAAAAGAAAAAUAUCCCCUCUUUCUUCCAAAUUCAAUGGAGGGAUUUUGCAUUAGAACUCCUCCUAGGGUUACCAUUUCUGUUCUAAAAUCUUCGCAAUGCAGGGGAAAUCUAACGACUAAGGCGUGGGCAUCGAAUAAUUCGAUGGAUAACCGGCGGAAAUCCCCAGUCGUUCGCUGUACUAGCGCUGAGAAGUUGAAUUUGCAGGAUUCAGUGGACACAUAUGGUGCAGUUGCCUACACCAGUGAUUAUGUUGCAAACUCAAGGGAAGCCAGAGAGUUUGAAAAUGGAAAUCCAAUAGGUGACAUUUUAGAGAACCAGGGCAUACGAAUUAGAAGACGUCCUCCAACAGGACCCCCAAUGCAUGCAGUAGGGCCUUUUGAAUUCCGCUUGGAAAAUGAGGGAAACACUCCUCGAAACAUCCUUGAGAAAAUUAUAUGGGACAAGGAUAAAGAAAUCUCACAGCUCAAAGAAAGGAAACCUUUGUCUGUGUUGAACAAGGCUCUUAACCAUGCACCUCCUGUUAGAGAUUUUGUUGGGGCUUUGCGAGCAUCAUAUCAAAGAACUUGUAUGCCUGCUCUCAUAGCCGAGGUUAAAAAGGCUUCUCCAAGCAGAGGAGUGCUACGAGAGGAUUUUGAUCCAAUUCAAAUCGCUAAAGCUUAUGAGAGAAAUGGUGCAACUUGCUUAAGUGUUUUGACCGAUGAAAAGUACUUUCAGGGAAGCUUUGAAAAUCUAGAGGCUAUACGCAGAGUUGGAGUUAAGUGCCCUCUUCUUUGCAAAGAAUUCAUUAUUGAUGCAUGGCAAAUUUAUUAUGCUCGAUCGAAAGGUGCAGAUGCAAUCCUAUUAAUUGCUGCUGUGUUGCCUGAUCUUGAUAUCAAAUAUAUGGCCAAAAUCUGCAGUAAGCUUGGGAUGACAGCACUUGUUGAGGUACAUGAUGAAAGGGAAAUGGACCGUGUUUUGAGCAUAGAUGGGAUCCAACUCAUUGGCAUAAAUAACCGUAACCUUGAAACUUUUGAAGUCGAUAUUUCAAACACAAAAAAUCUUCUGGAGGGAAAGCGCGGAGAUACUAUACGACAAAGAGAUAUAAUGGUAGUUGGAGAAUCUGGUUUGUUUACUCCUGAAGAUAUCUCAUAUGUUCAAGAUGCUGGAGUUAAAGCUGUCCUGGUUGGGGAAUCCCUCAUCAAACAAGAAGAUCCAGGGAGAGGAAUAGCUGGACUAUUUGGUAAAGAUAUAUCUGUGUGAGUUCGAUUUCAUUUAUAAUAUGCUGGUCCUAUGUAUGGAAAAUCUUCCGAGUCCCAAAAAGUUUAUGUAAUGGAAUUCUCAGAUUAUUGAUCAUUUCAAUUUUUUUAUCCAAGCAUGUAAGUAAUUUACUCUCCUGUGUUUGAAAGGAUUUCGUUUGUGCUCCUCUGUA